Myxocyprinus asiaticus (Chinese sucker) is the source of this 2841-nucleotide messenger RNA. Its product is annotated as synaptophysin-like protein 1. The transcript has 6 exons. NCBI's taxonomy places the organism in Eukaryota, Metazoa, Chordata, Actinopteri, Cypriniformes, Catostomidae. Gene Ontology annotation, cellular component: synaptic vesicle membrane; synaptic vesicle. The record is from RefSeq and is a predicted model, not a curated record. The coding region runs from base 179 to 877 and encodes 232 amino acids.
AUCACGUGUUUCACUGUAGAAAGUUUGACAAGUUUGUCGACAGAAGUGCUCUGUUUUUCACGCUGUCGCACCUUGAAUGUCAUUCUCUAAUCUCAUUUUCUAACGUUAAUAACGAAAUCGGAACCUCGACCUGGAAUUGCGUCUUUCCUAACAGCGAAAACAUAAAAAUACACUAAACAUGGAAAUCGUGCAGAAAGUCAUGUCGGGUUUUAGUCUUGAUCUGGGACCCGUGAAAGAACCGCUGGGAUUUAUCCGACUCUUGGAGUGGGUUUUCUCCAUUUGCGCCUUUGCCACGACUGGCGGUUUUGUCGGAUCCAGUGUCUUCACCGUAGUCUGUCCCAGUAAACCAGAAGAGGUUACUGCUCAUUUUGCAUAUCCUUUUAGGCUUCCAAAUCAACCAUAUUAUAUUCCUGAUUGCAAUGGGAGCAUGAAUCACACUUUUCUGCAGGGAGAUUACUCCUCCUCAGCUGAAUUCUUCGUCUGUGUGGGUGUCUUCGGCUUCCUGUAUUGUACUUUUACCCUCAUCCUGUACUUGGGCUACCAGCAGGUUUACAGGGAGUCUAAUCGUGGCCCGACCAUUGAUUUCAUUGUGACCGGAAUCUUUGCUUUCUUGUGGCUGGUCUCUUCCUCAGCCUGGGCUAAAGGUUUAACAGAUGUCAAGAAUGCUACUAAUCCUGAUACCCUAAUACUGGCAUGUCCGCAAGGUUUAUGCAAACCCAAAAGCUACCCUGCCAUGGGACGCCUCAAUGCCUCUGUGCUUUUUGGAUUCCUAAACCUCAUCUUGUGGGCAGGAAACUGCUGGUUCAUCUACAAGGAGACUCCGUUUCAUAAACCAGCCAGUCCACCACCCAACACGGAGGGAGUUUCAACCUCUUAGUUAAACAAGACAGGCUCCUUCCUCUCCUCUCAAGUCAUUCAGAAAGCAGAGGAUAUCCCUGUUUGUUAUUGUCGACACAUCGAAAAGAAACUACACUUUAAUAUGCAAAGGCUUCAAAUCAGGCCACUACAUUAUAAAUGCAAAAUAUUCAUAAUUUCUUUGAUUUUUGUUUAUUUCAAUAAUGGUGUCUGUUUUGAUGGCACUGUCAGAAGCAAAUGUUUUCAAACAGGUCAUCUGAAGCAAAGCCAAAAAAUAAACCAAAUUUUAAAUUAAAUCACAUGUCAAAUAGUGUGAAAUGAAGACUUCUGUUAUUGAAGUUUGUGUAUCAUUUUUUAUAAUUUGAGUUUAAGAUUACCUGCAUUUCAAUAACUCUAAAUAUAUUCACUACAUUAAAUCAGACCUCAUGAAACAGACAAGCGCUUGUGAAUUGCGUCCGCGAGCACUAACUCUCAGCAACCCUAAUAUCUUACUGUAGACAUUUAAAGCUUGCCUUUCUGUGCAUUUUUUUUUUUUUUUUUUACUAUUUAUUUGUUUAAGUGCCUUUUCAUUUAUGUUCAUGAUAGGCUAUUUUGUCAUCUAAGUCACCUUGUCAGGGAAGGACAAACUGAAAUUCUUUCAGCCAUAUAGUUUGUAAUAUUAAGUCUGUUUUAUAAUUUUUUUAGUUGAGUCUUUGGUUAACGUGGUAUUUGGUAACAAAUUACUUUUCCAAAGGCCGGUAGAAAAAUGCUUUUUUAUUUUUUUAAUUUUUUUUGUCUUCUGUUGUUAUUUGUUUUAGGCUCUUGGGCUGAAAUGUAUAUUUUCAGAAAGAAGUUUAAUUUUGCGCAUCUCUAUCUUGUUUUACCAUCUUGUAUUUUUUACAGAAGAAAGUGUGGGUAGGCAUUCGGUUUAAUCAUGGCGAGUAGAAUCAUUUGUUAAUGGUGACUGUGUGGAGUUCUGUUAAAAAAAAAAGUAUUGGUAUUUGUUUUUCUUUUUUAAUCAGAAAAUAUUUCUGUCUUUUAUUAAAUCCUUAUAUAGUUGUUUUAAUCAUCAGAAGAAAACUUUGGAUAUUCAUUGCCACAUCUAAUCUUAGCCAGUUGCUGGGUCUGUCAACAUAAUUGAGUGCAAAUAGGCUUAAACAUAUUAAAUUAUUAAUAUAAAUUGCAUCAGAUUGUAGGAAAUGUAGUUCAGUGUUUAAUUGUGAUUAAAGGGAAAAAAGUAUGACUUGCCAUCAAAAAUCUCAAAGUCUUUCUUCUGGUCACAUGUUGACUCUGAGAAUAUUUUGUUGUCUUGGAGAAAUCCUCAAAGUUAGUUUUUUUUUUUGGGGGGGGGGGGGAAUCUUCAGAUUGACUUUUGGAAAAUAUAGGCCUGUAUUUUUGUUGUGUUUUGUGUCAGGAAAAUAUUUCCACAAAGGCUGUUCGCAGCUUUGGUUAGUAUUAAAAGAGACCUGAUAAUUUUGUCGUGUUUUAUUUCCAAAAGCCUGCUGUUUACUUGAUAACCACUAGAUGGUAGUAUUGUAAACGCAAUAAAAACCAUCCAUUUAAAUCCCACUGGUGUCAACAUUUAUUGUAGGCUCAAGUUAAUAACACAUUUGGUAAAUGCAGCAGUCAACACGAGGAUGAUAGACGUGUAUCGUUGAUACUCUCCAUUCAUUCUUAAAUUUGAAAAAUGAUUAUGGUUGAACUAUAACACCAAAUGUUACUGAAACUAAACGAAUGAAGUGAAACAACACUAACUACGUAUAUGUUAGACUAAUUGUUAACAAAACACGAGUAUUUUAAGCAGGCGUUGUUGUACUUUAGUGAAUCUUGUGGAAACGAAAUUAAUGUCUGGAUCAUAUUUCAACCCAACAUCCGGGAAAGGGAAAAAAAAACAAAGUUAUAUAGUGAGUUUAGGACCAUCAAGAUUUUUUGCAUUGUGACAUUAUUUUCAUGACAAUCUUAUUCUCAUUACUGUAAUGUAUUACAAAUAAAUAAUACAUAUUCAAA